Messenger RNA from Hyalella azteca, 1958 nucleotides. RefSeq names its product beta-hexosaminidase subunit beta-like. The transcript is spliced from 12 exons. Gene Ontology annotation, molecular function: beta-N-acetylhexosaminidase activity. NCBI's taxonomy places the organism in Eukaryota, Metazoa, Arthropoda, Malacostraca, Amphipoda, Hyalellidae. Gene Ontology annotation, biological process: carbohydrate metabolic process; glycosaminoglycan metabolic process; ganglioside catabolic process. Gene Ontology annotation, cellular component: membrane. The record is from RefSeq and is a predicted model, not a curated record.
GAAUUAUUUGUCUGAUUUUGACGACGUCGCUUGAGUUAUCAGUUGUAGUUUAGAGGGCACAUUUGUUAGCAAUGAAGCAGUGGAGCAGAGCUGUGUUGGUGUGUAUGCUGGUGCACGUUAUACGUGAGGUGUCUGGCGGCCAUCCUUACAUCGUGCCCACGGUAGGGCAAGUGUGGCCCAAGCCUCAGAUGCAAGUGUCGCAGACCUCAACAGUCACCAUCGCACCAUGGCAAUUCAACUUUACAGUGACUGACCAAACCUGCCCCCUGCUGCAGCGGGCGCUGGAUCGCUACAUUGUCAUCAUGUUUUCCACUUACAAGCAGCAAACGAAGGCUCGCCACGCUGGCAGAGUGAGGGGCAUAGAACUCACCAGCUUCCAGAUUCGUCUCCUGGCGGCUUGCGAAGACGCGCCUUACCUUCACAUGGACGAGCAUUAUGAAAUAAAGAUCGACAGUCCAGAUGAGCCUGGCGUGGGCAGCAUGACAGCGGUGAGCGUAUGAGGCAUCCUGCGAGGUCUCGAGUCCUUAUCUCAGCUCCUCAUCCCCGAAGGCGACGGCACCUACACCGUAUACGCCACGCAGAUCAUGGACUUCCCGCGUUUUUAUCACAGAGGCUUCAUGAUCGACACAGCUCGUCAUUUCCUGCCCAUGAACAAAAUAAAAGAAAUGCUCGAUCUCAUGAGCAUGAACAAAUACAACGUCUUGCACUGGCACAUCGUUGACGAUCAGAGCUUCCCUUACAAGAGCGACGUCUACCCCGAUCUCAGCACCAUGGGCGCGUGGGACAGCAAGAGAGUCUACCAAUCGUCCGACAUUGCCGACAUCGUCUCAUAUGCAACAGACCGCGGCAUUCGAGUCAUUCCGGAGUUCGAUACUCCAGGUCACACGCGCAGCUGGGGCGAUGGCCAGCCUGACCUCCUCACUGAAUGCUACACUAACGGGUCCCCGAACGGCUUGUACGGUCCCAUCGACCCAUCGAAGGAGACGACCUACGACUUCCUGAAGGCGCUCUUCACGGAGGUGACGAGUCGCUUCCCUGACCACUACCUGCACCUCGGCGGCGACGAGGUGCCCUUCGCCUGCUGGAUAAGCAACCCAAGCAUUUCGGAGUUCAUGGUCCAGCAGAACAUCACGACUUACAAAGGCCUGGAGAGUUACUACGUUGCACGACUUCUCGACAUCGUGGCCAAACUUCCUACCGCCAACGGGUACAGUACUAAAGCUACCACGGAUUACUCCAUAGGUACUCAGGCCCAUGUCAUAGGUAACCAGGCCAGCGUCAUAGGUACCCAGGCCCACGUCAUAGGUACCCAGGCCAGCGACAUAGAUACCCAGGCCAGCGUCAUAGGUACUCAGGCCCACGUCAUAGGUACCCAGGCCAACGUCAUAGAAACCCAGGCCCGCGUCAUAGGUACCCAGGCCAGCGUCAUAGGUACCCAGGCCCACGUCAUAGGUACCCAGGCCAGCGUCAUAGGUACUCAGGCCAGCGUCAUAGAUACCCAGGCCCAUUGUACCACCACUACCACCACACCGCCUCGUGACUGUGAUGACACCUACCACCACAACCACCACCACCACACCACGUUUUCUCCACAGGUAACAGCAGCAGGCUUCUCUACGCUGCUCUCGUCGUGCUGGUACCUCAACUACAUCAGCUACGGUACAGACUGGCACCAGUACUACGAGUGCGACCCGCAAAAUUUCAAUGGCACUGAGACGCAGAAGAGCCUGGUGGUGGGGGGCGAGGCGUGCAUGUGGGGGGAGUGGGUGGACCGCACUAACCUGAUCGCCAGGACGUGGCCCCGGGCGUCGGUGGUCGCCGAGCGCCUGUGGAGCGACGCGUCUGUCAAGAGCACCAACGAGGCGGCGCCGCGGCUCGAGGAGAUGCGCUGCCGGCUCCUCGAUAGGGGCUACGAUGCCGAGCCGCUCGGAUGGAGCUAUUGUCUUUCUGACCUUUAA